Molecule: messenger RNA, 2984 nt
Organism: Catharus ustulatus (Swainson's thrush)
Lineage: Eukaryota; Metazoa; Chordata; Aves; Passeriformes; Turdidae
Product: holocytochrome c-type synthase
Exons: 7
Coding region: 124-942 (272 amino acids)
Biological process (GO): cytochrome c-heme linkage
Cellular component (GO): mitochondrion
Molecular function (GO): holocytochrome-c synthase activity
Source: RefSeq, a predicted model, not a curated record
CGGGCGCAGGCGUGCGGCGGGGCCGUGUUCUCGCGAGGCGCUGGGGCCGCCGCGGAGGCGCGGGCCGGGGCUGGCCGGGCCGGGCGAGAAAUUUGAUCUUAAAAGGCCCGGUGUGCAGGGGCCAUGGGUUUGUCCGCAUCCGCCCCGGCUGCUGCAGAGCAGUCACCAAAUUCAUCCAGGCAAUAUCAGACAGCGUCUGCACCUUCAGAAUGUCCCAUGCAUCAGGAAAAAAUGAACGGUUGUCCAAUGCACAUGAAGACUGCUGAUCACAGAACUGAGAACACAGAUGAUGUUCCUGCACAUCAGGAAAGAGCUUACGAGUUUGUAGCAUGUCCUGUGAAGUCUGGUGCAUCUCAAAUGAAAGAUGACAUAGAUCCCAGCAAUAUGAUGCCUCCUCCCAAUCAGCAGCCAUCCCCAGGUCAACCAUUUCCACUGUCAACUGUUAGAGAAGAAUCUUCCAUUCCUAGAGCACAUUCUGACAAGAAAUGGGUCUACCCUUCAGAGCAAAUGUUCUGGAAUGCUAUGCUAAGAAAAGGGUGGAGGUGGAAAGAUGAUGACAUAACAAGUGAAGACAUGACCAACAUUAUUAAGAUUCAUAAUCAAAACAAUGAGCAAGCUUGGAAGGAGAUUUUGAAGUGGGAAGCUCUACAUGCUACGGAAUGUCCAUGUGGGCCGGCACUGAUGAGGUUUGGAGGCAAAGCGAAGGAAUACUCACCAAGAGCCAGAAUACGUUCGUGGAUGGGGUACGAGCUGCCCUUCGAUCGCCACGACUGGAUCGUUGACCGCUGUGGGAAGGAGGUGCGCUACGUGAUCGAUUACUACGACGGCGGAGCGGUGGACAAGAACUACCAGUUCACCAUCCUGGACGUGCGCCCCGCGCUGGACUCGCUCUCGGCCGUCUGGGACAGAGUGAAGGUGGCCUGGUGGCGCUGGACUUCCUGACUGCUCUGUGGUGUGUACUUGAAAGUUACUGCUUUCCACUAGACAAUGGACUUGGGAAUAUCAGGACUUGAGACAGAAGUUCACUGCAGCUGUCAUUGCUUUCAUCAUCACCACUGUUCUUUUGGGGUGGGAAGGGAGGACAGAGGAAUGUCUUGUUAAGUACACCAAUGCUUUGUGGUGUUUCAAAUGGAAUAAUAAAGUUACAGUGGCAAAAACACGUAUCUUAAUUUUCUUAAGAACUGAGAAGCCUUUCUUUGUCGCAGAUUCUGUGUAAGCUUGCCUUCUUUGCAGUUCAUUACUUCAGUGCUGCUCCAAAUACAUUACAAUUCUGAUUCUGACUGGAGUUUUGAGUAUUACUUCAUUAGUGAAAACUGGAAAUUUCAUAAAUUAUUUCAAAUAUUUAAAGUAUUUGGAUACCUCUGUGAUGAACGAAGAGUAAAAAAUCUGGACUCUUUCAAAUUGCAUGGUUUAUUUAUACCAUUAAACCACGUGUUUUUUUUCACAUGGACAUUUUACCUAUUCAAAUACAUACUUCCUCAGAAAACUUAAUCAGUUAAUAAGUUAAAGGAGGUGUAGUGUGGUAUGAGUAUUUUAAAGAUAUAUUACUUUUCUCCUUUCUCCUGUAGAAAAGGACAAUAUACUCCUGCCUCAGUCUGGAAUUUUUCUUUGAGCAGAAGAACAUGUUAGAAGCAGGAAAUGGGUAUCCCUUUAAAACAGCAUUUCUAAAAGGACAUAAAAUUGAUAUUUAAUGGCUAUUUAUUUGAAUAUUUACAAGGUGGUUUUCUGAUCUAGGAAGAUGCAUUAUUACAGUAUUUUCAUGUCUGUAAUGUGUGUCAUGUAAUGCAUUCAGGACAGAGCUACGCCUUAUUUAAAGAACCUCCUGCUGUGCAUCUGUAUUUGGCAUCCUGGCUGCAUUAAUGAUAUUUAUUACAGCAUGGUUUUUUAUAUAACAAAGAAUUGCACAAGGGGGUGUAACUACCCAGUCACACAGGUGAGUAUAGUGAGAUGUGUUACAGGUGUGUACAUAACUGGCUGAAAGGGUAUCAGAAGUGCCAAGGGAGAGGGCUGAUAGGAGUGUUGUAAGAGUGAUGCAUGACAUAAAGAUUGAUCAUUGUGCUUAGUAGGGGGAACUAACUUUUAGUCUUCCACUGUAAUAGCUUUAAGUUUGCACAACUCAGUAAGUCUCAGGUGCUGUGCAAGACACUUGGGAAUGGAAAGGAGUAAGAGAAUAGCACAUUGCAACUUCUCAAAUGGGGGAAGCUGCCUUCUUGAAAUUGCCCAGCCUUAACAGGGAACUACACUGUACAUUUCAUUUUCUAAAAGUGGCCUGGAACCUUUGGUUUCUUUUGCUUUAUCUUUUUUAUGGGAAAGCCCCUAUUAAUGUUUCAGGAAAGUCACUUCCCAUUUAGGGAAAAAUUAGGGAAGCUUUCCAACUUCAGAAUUCUAAUGAUCCCAAAUAGUUUCCACUUCAGAGACAACUGUUGUGCAUGGUAAAAUAAAUAUCCAGAAUCCUAAGUGGAAAACCAUGCUCUUACCCAUAUCUACUUUGCUAAUUCCUUUUUCACCUUUACAGUGAUUCAGAUAUAUAUAUAUAUCUAUAAGAUAAAUGAAAAGUGAGUUGACUCAUGAAGGAACUGCUCUGUUCAAACCGUAAAGAUUAGGAGCAUCAUUUUGGGAUGGUGGGUUUUUGGGAUUUUUUUGGUAGCUGUUGGUUUAUGCAUUUGGCAAUUUGCUACGCUGAGGAUUUUGUAUUUCUCAUCAUUAAAUAUGGAAAGGCUGCAUCACUGUAGGGAGUACUUCAGAAGCUUCAAAAGCACAAGUUUGCUUUGUUGAUUUUGACAGUGUGAUGUUGAGAGCAUGGAAAUUGUAGUUGCUGCUAAAUCUGGGGAAACUUACAAGCCACUUCAUGUGUUGGCUAUCUCCUGUUACUUUCCAUCUUCCACGUAUUCAAAAUUGUUCUUUUCUGUGCUACUGUUAAUGAAAUGUGACUACUUUGUCAUCAAACUAAAAGGAUAAUCAAAUAAAUAUACUUUUUAAACUUU